AUGAAGGCCGCCCGCAUGGCGCUGCGCAGCGCCGCCCCGCUGGCCGCGGCCGCCGGCGGCCGCCUGCCGCUCGAGGUGGAGACCUUUUCGCGCUUCUCCCCCUCGCCGCUCUCCAUCAAGCAGCUGCUGGACUUCGGCUCGUCUAAUGGCUGUGAAAGAACGUCUUUUGCAUUUCUGCGACAAGAGCUUCCUGUGAGGUUUGCAAAUAUUCUGAAAGAAAUUGAUCUUCUUCCCGAUAAACUGCUAAGCACUCCAUCAGUAAAGCUAGUAAAGAGCUGGUACAUCCAAAGCCUAAUGGAGCUGGUUGAAUUCCAUCAGAAAAGCCCAGAUGACCAAAAAGUCUUACAUGAUUUUAUAGAAACAUUAAUUAGAGUCCGAAACAGACAUCAUGAUGUGGUUCCUACAAUGGCGCAAGGAGUAAUUGAGUACAAAGAUACUUUUAAAGUAGAUCCUGUCACCAAUCAAAAUAUCCAGUACUUUUUGGAUCGUUUUUACAUGAGCCGUAUUUCUACCCGGAUGCUGAUGAACCAACACACCCUCCUUUUUGAUAACAAUGCUGGCUCAGGGCACCCCAGGCACAUUGGGAGUAUUGAUCCAUGCUGUGAUGUUGUUGAAGUGGUGAAUGAUGCUUUUGAGAGUUCCAAGAUGCUGUGUGACCAGUAUUACUUAACAUCUCCAGAACUGAAGCUCACUGAAGUGAAUGGAAAAUUUCCAGGAGAACCGAUUAACAUUGUGUAUGUUCCAUCUCAUCUCUUUCACAUGCUUUUUGAGCUCUUUAAGAAUUCAAUGAGAGCAACAGUUGAAUUUCAAGAAAAAAGUCCUUCCCUUUCUCCAGUUGAAGUGACAGUUGUUCUUGGACAUGAAGACCUUGCAAUUAAGAUCUCUGACAGAGGAGGUGGGGUUCCAGUAAGGAAGAUUGAACAGCUGUUCAGCUACAUGUAUUCUACAGCACCAAGGCCAAGGAUGGAUGAUGCUCGACAAACUCCUCUUGCUGGCUUUGGCUAUGGCUUGCCAAUAUCUCGUCUGUAUGCUAAAUACUUCCAAGGAGACUUAAAUCUCUACUCCAUACCUGGUUAUGGAACAGAUGCUAUUAUCUACUUGAAGGCACUAUCAACGGACUCAAUAGAAAAACUUCCAGUUUUUAACAAAUCUGCUUGCAAGCAUUAUCAAGCUACCUCAGAGGCAGAUGACUGGUGUGUCCCAAGUAAAGAUCCAAAGAACUUGUCAAGACAGAGUGCAGCUCUCUGAAGGGAUGUUGGUGUACAAGGCAUUCAAGGGGAUCAAGCUGUUUUCUCAACAAGGACUACUGUUUGGAAGUAUCUGUAUACUUUCAAACAGGCAMAUUUUCAGUUUUGUGACUGACAAGAGAAGGAAGAUGAGGCAUGUAUAACCUAGGCUGUAUGCAUUGAAUAAGAAAUCUUGCUGUGCACUUCAGGAAAAUAUGUAUGGAGACAUUUCCCUAAUGUCUUUAAAAAAGACACGUGUAAAGAGGAAAUUCAGUCUAUUUUUAGCUUAUGAUCAAAGACUUGAUUUGGUAGAAGUGUACAUUUUUUGAGUUCUGUCUAAUGCUUGAGUUCUGAAUGCUCAUAAAUGUCAGUUACAGUGGUUUAUAUUUUUCUCCUAGACUAGUUAUCAGCACCUCAUCUUAUUAAAGAACUCGUCAGGUAGGUAGGUGCACCUGUUCUUUCAAGCUGUGUUUAUAAGAUUGGGAAAAGAUCCUCUUAGCAUGGCAGGCUGGCACCAAGAUACGGAGAGGAGAGAAGUGGGCCCUGGCUGAGAGGGGGAGACCUUGCUGGGAGAGGAGACAGUAUCUGCCCUAUAAAAGGGGGAUCCCACUUAAGAGCAAAGCAAAUUGAACCCCCUGUAUUCCAGUAGCAGUUGUUAUGUGAUGGCUUGCUCUGAGUUACUGCUGUUCCUGGAAAAAGUAGCAGGGCAAGGCUGCUGUGCAAAAGAUACUAAGCAGGAAAUACUUAAGGAAAGAAAUGAAAUAGCACUUGGUURUUAUCAGCAAGUGGAACUGAAAGGUUUUGAUAUGUCUAGUGCRAAAAUGGCAUGGGAAACUGCUUGACAAAGGAUCUUGUGAUACCUUUUUUUUUMCUUUUGUCAUGCUGUUAUAGGAUUAGUGGCUCAGUAAACUAAACCAAAAUCCAAAGACUGGGACCUGUGGUUCAGGUUUUGCUUCUGUGUAAAAUCCAAGAACCUCCCCACAGCUUUGUCAAAUUUGUAUAGGGCCAUGCUUUAGCUUUAGCUCAAAGGUGUACUUGGAGACUCCGAAACUUGACAGCUGCAAUGAGCACUAAACCUCUGUUUUUAGGAGAAGGUUUUCAGAAAGAAUGGUGGAGAAAUAGAAUUUUCUUGCAGGAACUAUUCUUUACAAUGGAAAAURUUUAGUAAUUGAAAAGGUUUAAAAUACGAAUAGUAAUGAAAAGUCAAAUAACUUUUAUGAAUAGCAAAAUACGGGGGAAUGRCUACAGGAAGUAUGUCAGUAGGAAAGAGCUGUUGGGAAAAUAUUCCAUUUUCCAUGAGGUUCAUUUCCCAUUUCUUUGUGGACUUUCACCUCAUAAGUGAGGUAAACGUAAGAACAGGGUGAAAGUUAAGUUCUAUUUGGAAUUGCCAAGCUGKCCAGUCAAAGUUCAUCAGAGAUGUGUAUUUUUACUUGAAAACCUUUUGACUUAUCAGCAUCAUUAUCUUAAGUGUUAAUGAUCCUUGGCAAAGGCUCCAAAUACAGCAUAUAUAAGUACAAAUGMAAAUACAAAGCAUUCUGCCCGCUCGUAUGAUAGCUUUCUAAAGCACAGUCAUAUGUGGUGGGUAGAAAACCACUCCAUACUCUACUGUGAAUAUCAAAUGUAUUUCUCAAUAGCAAUAAKAGAAAGCUAGAAUUAUGUUUUUAUUCUAGCAGUCCUAUUGGGGUAGGAAAAUAUUCAGGGGUCCUGAAAUAGCAUCUGAUAUGCUUCACUUGUUUUAGAAACUUAAGUUUAGAAGCAUUUUUGUUAAAUACUAAGCAUAAUAACUUAAGUACUACAUGGAGGCCCAUUUAUGCKAGUGAAUAACAUGCUCACUGAAAGUCUAGAGAUUAUUUAUCUUAGAGCUCAACUCAGUGAAUGGAAUGGAUAAUAUAAAUGAAAUAUCUCUUUCUAGAAAAUACAGGUGUGCAAAAAUUCACUGCCAUAAUAUACUUGAAUACUUUGUUGAUUUUGUAUUGAAUACAAGGUCACAAAAACAUACCUAGGUAGUCAUUGUUGUUAAGUAAACACAAAUGAUACCUCUUUCUUUGUGCUCGAUUAUGCUUGAACAUGAGUUGUGAUCUCAUGACAUACUGUAUAUCUGUAAUAUAGCUUCAGCUWCUCCAGGUGGGAGCUGUGACUUGUAUUUCAAAGCAGUUGAAGCACACAGGUGCUGUAAGCACAUGUCUGUAAUAGUGCUUGUCGUGCUUGCAGAUAGAAGUUUUCUGCAUAAGUGUAACCUUUGAACUUGUGUGUUCAGAACACUGUAGCGGUACAGACAGUGGGAGGUCCAUAGCACUAUAGGAAUCCAUAUGAAAUAUCUCUUAAUAGUGAAAAGUUAUUUAAGGGCUGUCUACCUAGAUGAACACAGUGCCUUUUUCAGCAGUUACUUUUUUAAAAAAAUCCUGAAAAUAAAGCUCUAGUUUUAAGACU
This is a messenger RNA of Nothoprocta perdicaria, 3656 nucleotides long. RefSeq names its product pyruvate dehydrogenase kinase 4 (gene PDK4). NCBI's taxonomy places the organism in Eukaryota, Metazoa, Chordata, Aves, Tinamiformes, Tinamidae. Gene Ontology annotation, molecular function: pyruvate dehydrogenase (acetyl-transferring) kinase activity. The record is from RefSeq and is a predicted model, not a curated record. The transcript is spliced from 11 exons. Gene Ontology annotation, biological process: protein phosphorylation; regulation of glucose metabolic process. Bases 1 to 1248 code for a protein of 415 amino acids. Gene Ontology annotation, cellular component: mitochondrion.